GAAAGAUAUUUAUUUGAAUUCUAGAUUUGGUUAUCAAAGAUGCAUAUUAUGGGAUAUUUAACUGUUGGCUUAACAGUUAUUCUUGUUGAAAGCACAAAUCAAGGCACUGUUCGGCUAGCUGGUGGAGGUAAUAAUUGGGGACGAGUUGAGGUGUUUCAUGAUGGUGUGUGGGGAACAGUCUGCAGUGACAACAUUUAUAAUUUGGAUGACGUAAUUUGCGCUCAGCUUGGAUUGAACAAUAGUCAAUUUUUAGAACGUGUCGAUAUCCCUAAGGGAACGGGUAAAAUUUGGUUGCAAGUUUCCACGUGUACGUAUGGUUCAUUGUCCGUCAAGAACUGUUCCCACUACGGUUGGGGAAACCACAGUUGUGACCACAACAAAGACAUUGGUGUAUUAUGUGAUUUUAAAGGGUGUGGGACGCCGAGCAAAAUCGCCAACGGAAAUAUAAUCUUUAGUAACGGAGCGUACAAUGCAGCUGCUCGAGUUGUGUGUGACCUAGGAUACCGCGUUUACCGAAACUUAACAAACGGAAGUGUGAGAUGCAUGCCAACCGGUAAUUGGGAGAGUGUACAAUGUGAAGCAAAUGUUGCAGUACAGAAUCCUGUAUCAUUGAAUGUUCGACUGAGCGGAGGAGGUGUCAACUGGGGACUUGUUGAAGUUUUACAUGAUGGCGAAUGGGGGACAGUGUGCAAUCACUAUAUUGAUUUAAAUUUUGCCGAUGUGCUGUGCAGUCAACUUGGAAUGCAUAAUGGAGAUAUUUUGUUAACUGACGAAUUUCGGAAAGGUGCGGGGAAAAUAUGGCUGGAUGACGUUAAGUGUUCAGGUGUGGAAUUGACCAUCGUAAAUUGUACACACACACAAUGGGGUUAUUCAAAUUGUGGUCAUCAUGAAGAUGUUGGAGUUAUAUGCAAUCCAAUAAACUGCGAUAUAUCACCAAAAAUCGAAAACGGAAAACUCGUAACCACAAGUUCAACGAGGAAAGGCUCAAUGGCCAGAGUUGUAUGUAAUCAAGGUUACCGUGUCCACCAGAAAUUAACAAAUGGAGGUGUGAAAUGUUUGCCCAAUGGUCAAUGGGAAUAUGUAAAAUGCGAACUCAACGUUGCAGUUGAUAAUCGGACAGAUACAGGAAAUGUUCGACUAACCGGAGGAGCUCGAAACUGGGGACUGGUAGAAGUUUUCCACCAGGGCGAGUGGGGAACAGUGUGCAAUGACAACUGGGAUUUAAAUUUCGUCGAUGUUCUCUGUAGCCAACUCGGGAUGAGUGCUGGUGAAAUUUUGAAUUUUGGACGGGUGAAAAUUAAAGAAAGCAGAGGCCCAGUUUGGCUAAAAAUAGUCCAAUGUUUUGGUUCUGAAUUGUCUAUUGAGGAUUGUGUAAACGACGGAUGGGGCAAUCACAGCUGUUUGCUUAAUAAUGCAUUUGGAGUCGCAUGUAAUCCUAAAGGAUGCGAUGCCACACCUCAAAUAACAAACGGUUAUAUAGAAAAUAAAACAUUACUCUGUCCGAAUACAUGCGACUUCGAGGACUUCGAGGACAGCGUCUCUCGGAAUAAUAGCAACAUGGACCCACGUUGUACGCACAACAGUUACAUGGAGAAGGUCAACGUGCGGCUCGCAGAUGGAGGAAUGAAUUGGGGAAGAGUUGAAGUAUUUUACAACGGCGAGUGGGGAUCAGUGUGUGAUGACGGAGCUGAUGAUUCUUUUGCAAAUGUGCUAUGUAAAGAGCUUGGAUUGAAAAAUGGCGCAUUGAUGGAAUAUGAAUCAACAGUGAAAGGAGUUGGCAAAAUAUGGUUAGAUGAAGUAAUUUGUACAGGGAGCGAAUCGUCUAUCGUUAAUUGUACACACAAUGAUUGGGGUGGACAUGACUGUUCUCACAGCGAAGAUGUUGGCGUAGAGUGUUAUGUAAAUGAUUGUGUUCUACAUCCGGAAAUUGUCAACAGAAAAAACAAAAGUGGGACCUUGACAUUGUACGGUUCUGUCGUGAAAGUUUCAUGCAACCCUGGAUACAGGGCCUCACAGAACUUGACAUUAAACAAUAUGAGAUGCAUGCCAAACGGCGAAUGGGAGACAAUCCGGUGUGAGAAGACGUAUGAGCAAACGUUUGAUUAUUAUAUUGACCCCACAUCCUAUGCGGAUCCUGUACAAUGCCAUUCGAGCAUUGAUUUUGACGGUUUUGUUUGGCCAUCAGUUGAUGCGGGGAACAUUGUAAAUAAAAAUUGCUCGGACGGAUACUCUGGCAUAGUGACAAGAACGUGCAAUACAAGUGGUUAUUAUGACAACCCCGUGUACAACUGCACCAAGCAGGCUAUUUAUGCGUUAUUAAACAAGGUUAAAAACAACGUGAGUGCAGACGAUGUUAAAGAAACAAUUAAUGAUUUGAGGAAAGAAAUCCGCACCAGUCUACAUGACAACAGGACGUCUGUGGAGAAGACGACACUUCAUGUUGGUGAUAUUGAAACGGCGACAGAAAUAAUGAAAAUUAUUACUGAUCAUUUUGAAGCAAAUUCCUCUGCCAUUGAAAAUGUGACAGAUUCUUUCGUCGAUGUUGUUGAUAGUCUUAUCAGCAAUAGGACAACACAUUCAUGGGGCGCUCUAAUGGACAAGGGCGGAGCUGCCACGGUUAUCAAUGUACUGGAUGAGUUUAUAUCGAAAGUUGCAAACAACAGUGAUGUGUUAAAACAAAACCUGACUGUUGGAAAAGAAAACAUUUUUCUUGAAAUAGGCUCUGUGGAGCAAUGCUCAAAGAUAAAGUUUCCAGAUAGCGAGAAAAACGGAAAUGUACCAGAGUGGGCUUUGACGCGACAUGACACUGUUGAAGUUGCAUGCCGUGGAACUGGUGGAUUGACGUUUAGUGGAUCCCUCUUCAGGAAUAUGACGUCGAUAAUGUCAUCAAAAACUAAAGACUCGAUGCAUAUGGAAAUCAAUGCCCCGGUUCUGGCAUUCAGCGUGCACGAUUCCAUAACGGCUUCUGAUGCACAGAACGUCACCUUAGUAUUCGAAUUAUUUAAUACAGACUUAGCAAAACCGUCUUGCAGCUUCUGGGAAAAGGGUUAUUCAAGUGGUGAAGGCUUCUGGUCUAGCGACGGAUGCAAACUGGUCGAAUUUAAUCAACAGACUGGACGUGUAACCUGCUCAUGCAAUCAUCUCACAAACUUUGCUGUUCUGAUGAGUCCCGGCGUUACAGUAGAAAAGAUCCAUCAUCAGGCUCUCAGUGCUAUAACAGUGGUUGGAUGUUGUCUGUCCCUGGCAGGUCUUGUAACAACGUCAGUAAUUUACGUAUACUGUUGGAGGAUGGUUAAGUCAAACCGAGCAACCUUGCUGUUAAACCUGUGUGCAGCUCUGUUCGUUGCGUAUCUAGCGUUCCUCAUAGGAAUUAAACGAACACAACCAAUGGGCGCUUGUACAUUUACCGCCGUGUUGCUUCACUACGUGUAUCUCGUGGUAUUCUUCCUGAUGUUGGCAGAAGGAGGCGUUAUUGCGUUGAUGGUGCUGAGCCCGCUCACCAAGAGGGACAUUAUCCCUUACUUCUUGACAGGGUCAUAUGGUAUUCCUGCCAUUAUUGUGGGUGUGUCCAUGGUCGCGACACAGUUGGACGGUUACGGCAAUGCACGAUUCUGCUGGUUGUCCGUGGAGUCAGGUCUGUUUUGGGCAUUUGCAGGACCGGUCCUUGCCAUAGUUGUGACAAACCUGAUUAUCCUGGUGCUCGUGUUGAAACAAUUAUUCGGAGUUGCCGCUAUGUCAAAGAAAACAGACGCUGAGAAAGUCAAGACCGGUGUGCGCAGUGUUUGUAUUCUACUUCCCGUGCUGGGCCUCACCUGGGUGUUCGGUAUUUUUGCAGUCAACAAGGACACGCUCGUCUUCCAGUAUUUGUUCGCCAUCUUCAACAGCCUGCAGGGAUUCCUGAUAUUUCUGGUACAAUGCGUGUUUGACAGAAAAGUACGCGACGCUCUCCGCCAGAGGAAGUUACCAUGGUUCACAUCUACCGAUGUUCGUACCGGAGACACAGGGAUGAGGUCUACGCAGAAAUCUACUUAACAAGGUGUCAGUGUGUCCACAUAGAAACGAGAGUCAAUAAGAGGUCAAAGUACAAGGCGGCUCUACUCAUAUGAUUGCUUUCAUAAGUGUUGUAUUCGUGAUCAUUGGGUUCUAUCAUAAUGGCAAACCUUAUUCAAUUAUGUAGGACCGCUUUUAAUAUAUUUUUUUAUAUUAUAGUGAGAUCAAUUUAUGGAGUUUGAACAGUUUGAAAAGUAGCGAAUAUUUAGUGCAAAGACAUAUUUAUUUUUUUCUAUUUUUGUUGUUGUAAUUUAUACUAAAUAUUUUACCGCUUUUAAAGAGCUUUUCAAUACAGCAUUUUGUUUUAUUUAUGAUAUAAUUUUGAAAAAAAAACGACAAAGGACAUGGACUUGUAUUAUAACAAUCUGGUCUAUAUCAGUUCUUUGUUGACUGAGUUUGAUAGUAGAGUUUGCAAUGGAAGUUUGAUCGUUGAAUUUUACUAUACUUGCAAAUCAGUUGUCUAGUAGAUUACCACAACCGUUUUUUGCUUACACAAAAAACUGAUGCAAUGUGUAUCCUCGUCAAAUAGAUAUUAGGAUUGUAACGUCUUUACAAAAAGUAUGUUUGUGUUUUAUUUUGCUAUAUAUAGUAUUUGUGUAAAGGCAUAUAUAAUUCCUUUUUUUUUGUUUUUUUUUUAAUUAAUUAUAAAUAUGAAUAUUAAUAUGUAUCUUUCUGUUUCUAUUACAUGCAUUCUUAUAUUUAAUUAAUUUAAUAUUUUCUUAUGGUUAAUAAAGAUAAAACAUU
Dreissena polymorpha is the source of this 4794-nucleotide messenger RNA. Its product is annotated as adhesion G protein-coupled receptor B3-like. The transcript has 35 exons. Gene Ontology annotation, cellular component: membrane. The coding region runs from base 40 to 4032 and encodes 1330 amino acids. NCBI's taxonomy places the organism in Eukaryota, Metazoa, Mollusca, Bivalvia, Myida, Dreissenidae. The record is from RefSeq and is a predicted model, not a curated record. Gene Ontology annotation, biological process: G protein-coupled receptor signaling pathway; cell surface receptor signaling pathway; negative regulation of angiogenesis. Gene Ontology annotation, molecular function: G protein-coupled receptor activity.